Messenger RNA from Drosophila biarmipes, 964 nucleotides. RefSeq lists its product as uncharacterized. The coding region runs from base 163 to 834 and encodes 223 amino acids. The record is from RefSeq and is a predicted model, not a curated record. NCBI's taxonomy places the organism in Eukaryota, Metazoa, Arthropoda, Insecta, Diptera, Drosophilidae. The transcript has a single exon. Gene Ontology annotation, molecular function: protein binding.
AUCCAAAUUACGAUGUUGACAGGUCGGUGAGGCAUUCCAAUUGAAACUAUUCCUUGAUCAGACUUCAAAAAACGCAGGAUUCGGGAAAGUAUACGGAGAUAAAAACGUAGUUUGAGAGCCGGCGUUAGUUUCCCGAUCCCUGGAACCUGCAUAGCGCUCAAGAUGCGGAAGAUGCAGAUUCUGGUUCAGACGCGAGACGGGCGGAAGAGCAUCUACGAGGUGGACCGCUUCGGGACGGUGGGCCACCUCAAGGAGCGCAUCGGACGCACCAUGUGCGUGCCCAUGGGCUUCAGUCGGCUCACCCACAAGGGCCGCAUCCUGGCGAACCAGAGCGUCCUCGAGGACGUGGGCAUCAAGAGGAUGUCCACCUUGGACCUCUACUGGCAGCCGGUGGUGCUAACGCCCAAGCAGCUGAGCGAAAAGGAGGGGGAUCUGGACAAGCUGGAGCAGAAGAAGAACAGUGUGCAGUCCGGCAUGGUUGAGAGCUACGACCAGAUGCUCAAAACUGGAGGAGUGGUCAAGGGUUUUGCCAGCUUCCAGGACAACGAUGCUCCGGCCCAAGCAGACAGCUCCAAUUCGCUGAUCCAAGAGGACGACGACGAUGAUCUGGAGGACCAGGGCCUGAUAACCCCCUCUUCCGACGCCCUGGACUUCCUGGGAGUCACCAUGAGUCCCAUAAAAUCCGAUGAUCUUGAUGACAGUUUGCAGAUGGACCUUCUGCCCGAGGUGCUGCCCCCAGAUCCUUUCGUUCUACAGAAGAUUCCGGAGGCCAGCGCUCCAGCGAAGCCCUCGACUCACAAGAAGAAGGGCAAGAAGAACCGCAAGAAAAAGUAGCCAGUUCUAUAUUUUUGAAUUCUGCCCUGUGCCGCAUUUCAAUUCGAAAUUCCUGACCAACUCUUCAAACGACGUUUUGAAACCUAAAUUUGCGUUACCAGCAAACUAAUAAAACAAGCGAUCACUUGAA